Messenger RNA from Rosa rugosa (rugosa rose), 2081 nucleotides. RefSeq names its product receptor like protein 29-like. Lineage: Eukaryota; Viridiplantae; Streptophyta; Magnoliopsida; Rosales; Rosaceae. The transcript has a single exon. Bases 586 to 2022 code for a protein of 478 amino acids. The record is from RefSeq and is a predicted model, not a curated record. Gene Ontology annotation, molecular function: protein binding.
CACAUUACACAACCCAAUGAUCAGCCAUGUCUCAUCAGAAUCUUACCUAAAAUGACAAGACUUGUACAAUUCCACCACAAAAUCGAUUCCCACGCGGCCACGCUUUGGACAUUCCCAAGAGAAAGAGGAGAAAAAGACAACGGUGCAUCUGGUAAAGCAUGGCUGUCGGCUUCGUACUCAGAAUCUGAGAUAUGAAGUCCCAUCACAUUUACUAUUACAGGUCUCUUUGCAAGCACCCAUCAUGGCUCUUCUGACAUCUUUUUCUUCUACUACUAGUAACUGUUUCUCUUUCAGCAUCGCUCUCUUCAAUGCCAAACUAACACUGUCAUGCUCACACGUUCCUAUUGUGACAAUGUGGUAGCCAAAGGCGACAACUUUUUGAUUUCUUGCAGCCUUUGCUUCUGUCACUAAGAUCCCCAGUUUGAAUUGAUCCGAUCCUUUUUGUCAUCAAUGCCAUUAUUCAUGAAUUGGGCAAAGCUAAAACCUUUUAACUCACUUUUGGCACUUUCGGUUAUCUAAAUCCCCAGUUUUUCACUUGUGGGUUUUGCUGGGUUUAUUAGUAUCUAUCCUGCUCUCUUUGUUCUCAUGGCUUUUUCUUCUUUUGUGUGUCUUUUCCUUGUUGGGUUUCUUGUUUUUGCGGGGAAGUUGCUUGCUGAAAUGCCUGACUCAGAUGAUGAGGUUCCACUAGAGAUGGAAAAGAAGGAGCUUUUGGGGAUUUUUGAGGUAAUGGGUGCCCUUCUUGAGGACUCUGAUUGGCCUCUAGAGCACCCACAACCAUGUACUGAGACUCAAUGGCCUGGUGUUCAAUGUGAGAUUGGGGACGAAGACCCUCCAAUGUUUCACGUCACAAAGAUACACAUUGGCCCUGAUAUUCUCACCCCUCCUUGCAAAUCAUCUGCUACUUUAUCAGAGUCCCUUCUCAAACUACCUUACUUGAAAACCCUCUCAAUAUUUAGUUGCUUUUCAACAUCACAAGUCACUCUUUCUCCAAAGCUCUUUGGUGCAUUGUCUUCCUUGGAACACCUAGCCCUUGUGUCCAAUCCAACUCUCUCAGGUGAAAUUCCCUCAAGUUUAGCCCAAAUUUCCAGCUUAAGGGUUCUGACUUUGUCACAGAACAAUUUACAAGGAAAAGUCCCUAGUAAGAUUGGUGCUUUGGUCAGCUUAGAGCAACUUGACUUGAGUUACAACAACUUGAGUGGUCAAAUACCAGAAGAAAUUGGAGGGUUGGAGAGUUUGACCAUUUUGGAUUUAAGUCAGAAUGUUCUUGAAGGUCAGCUGCCCUCCUCUUUUGGUCAGCUUCAACUCCUCCAAAAGAUUGAUUUAAGCUCAAACAGGCUUGGAGGUAUGUUGCCUCCAGAUAUAGGGAAGCUCAACAGGUUGGUUUUGCUUGAUCUGAGUCACAACUUAAUAAAUGGGCCAUUCCCUGAAACCCUUUCAGGUUUGCAGCAUUUGGAGUACAUGGUAGCUGAUAGCAACCCAAUCAAGACAGAAGUUCCUAACUUUGUUGGGAAGCUCAUGAAUCUCAAAACACUCAGCUUUUCAGAAUGUGGGUUGAUAGGUCCAUUACCCAACUUUCUCUCUUCCUUGAAGAAUCUCACUGCUCUUUCUCUAAGCAACAAUAGCCUCACUGGGACUGUUCGUCCAAAUUUGGGCACUCUUCCAAGUCUUGAUUUACUAAAUUUGAGCAACAAUCAGUUAAGUGGUGAGCUGACACUUCCAGAAGAUUUCAUCGAGAGGCUUGGGAAGAGGUUGGUGCUAAGAGGAAACAAUGGGCUAUGUACAAGCAAUCCACUCAACAAGAAGGAGAAUAUUUCUAGCCAUGUGAUAGCCCCUCUGUGUUUGAAUCCAAGAGGGCCCAGAGAUGACCAGACCUUGGCUGGUGAACACCCAACUGAGUCUGAGAGAGUGAAGCCAUUGGAUCAAGACCCUGUGCAGGAAAGUUCAUCUACAGGUUCUUCAUGGUCACAUGUAAAACUGAAUUCAUUUGGUUUUGUUUUUUGUUUCUUGAGUAUGUUAUUGUAAUCUACACUUUUAAUUUCCAAUCUGAGAGGCAAGUUGAGGAACUUAUUUUCAUUUGCUUC